Molecule: messenger RNA, 1708 nt
Organism: Oncorhynchus nerka (sockeye salmon)
Lineage: Eukaryota; Metazoa; Chordata; Actinopteri; Salmoniformes; Salmonidae
Gene: fhit
Product: fragile histidine triad diadenosine triphosphatase
Exons: 8
Coding region: 607-1059 (150 amino acids)
Biological process (GO): intrinsic apoptotic signaling pathway by p53 class mediator; diadenosine triphosphate catabolic process; negative regulation of proteasomal ubiquitin-dependent protein catabolic process
Cellular component (GO): cytoplasm; nucleus; plasma membrane
Molecular function (GO): bis(5'-adenosyl)-triphosphatase activity; ubiquitin protein ligase binding
Source: RefSeq, a predicted model, not a curated record
UUGACAAUAGAGCUUCACACAUUGCAGGCGAUGGCUGUAGGAUGAAGUUGGUGAAGAGCAACUGCAGAACAUGCAGUCAAAACAUCAUGAACUUUGAUCACAUUAAUUUUGUAAAGUUCAUGUAGUCGACAAGUAAGCGCAAGUCGGACAUUUUUUAUCCAUAAUGCAACCCAUUUUGAAAGGUUGGUCACCGACUUGAGAAAAGGGAUCCGCUCAAACGCGCCCAAUGUAUGACGUUUUAGAGAUUCAGAAGGUACAUACAAGCGCAUGUGGCUACACUCAUUGUGGAACUUGUAGUCACAUUAACAUGCUAGAGAGGCACUUCCAGAACCAUUGUGCAUUACCAGAACUGCACUACCCAUAGAUCAUUCGGGUUUUCAAGACUGUCUCAGACACGGAAGGUAAAGAAAAGUGCGGUACUGUAGAAGAUCCGAGAGGAGUUCACACUGCAUCAAGCCUAAAAGUUGUGAUCUGCUCUGGAGUCCAGUUACACUUAUAGACAGCCUCCAUCUGUCCUUCUAUCCCUCCUUCCAUCCCUACCUUCUCUAAUUACCAGACCCGGGGACCGUGAGAAGCAAGCGAGGUUGAAGGUCUGCAGUCAUCACCAUGUCUACAUUCCGUUUUGGACAGCACGUCAUCAAGGCCUCAGCAGUGUUUCUACAAACUGAGUUGUCCUUCGCCCUGGUCAACAGGAAGCCUGUGGUGCCUGGACAUGUGUUGGUGUGUCCUCUGCGGCCCGUUGAGCGUUUCCGAGACUUGCAUCCUGAUGAGGUGGCUGACCUCUUCACCACUACCCAGAGAGUGGCUGACCUGGUGGAGAAACACUUCCAGGUUUCCUCCCUCACCAUCGCCAUACAGGAUGGCCCUGAAGCCGGACAAACUGUGAAGCAUGUUCACGUGCAUGUCCUCCCCAGGAAGGCAGGUGACUUUGAGAGAAACGACAACGUCUAUGAUGAGCUCCAGAAGCAUGACCGUGAGAGUGAGGACGUCCCUUCCAGGUGGAGAACAGAGGAGGAGAUGGCAGCAGAGGCGUCUGAUCUGAGGAAACAAUUCAGCUAAACUGUCCUGUAAAGAACCACUUUAGGUCUUUCUCUAUAAAGAAGGCUACAUUGAAAAUGUUUUGCCCAUGAUGUUAAAGUUGUUGUUGAUGAGUGCUUUAGUUGAAAUAGAAGGUUCAUGUUAGUGACUCAUGACUUAUUGUGUUUUGUCUUUCUUCCAAUCCAGAAUCUCUAUAACGACAACUUGCAACGUUUCAAGUGAUUGUGAAGUGGAUAAUUCUUCAGUUGGCACUGUUGUUGGAAAAAGUAUUUUGAACUGAACUGAUGUGGUUGAUUACAGUUCAUACAUCUUUAAAUGUAAUGUGUGACUUGUAUUAUUACCUCAGGUGUUUUUUUUUUGUGGUGUUUUUGUUGUUCUCCUUGGAAUUUCUUGGGGUUAGACUUGUACCAGAGUUAUUGUUGUUGUUUUAUAUUCCAUGAGUGUCACAACAUGUAAAUGUUGAAUUAUUCAUCAAUCGCUCUCCCUUGCAUCAGUUCUUAAUCGCACCAAGUCAGUGCUCAUAACAACAUUUAAAGGCCCUCUAAACCCCACAGUCACAGCUAUGAACAUGCAUGUGAGCACCUCCAUGCAAAGCGGAGCUAAAAACGAGUGGAUAAUGAAGGUAACAUGUGGUUAAUAAAGAGGAGCAGCUGCUCUGGGAUCUGUGAAA